CCGCCGGAGAGAGAGCAGACCCGCUCUGUGACCAGUGUGGAAAUGUCCCCAAGUUUUGGAAUUUAAAACCAUGGCGAGGAUAUCUACCCGAAGGAUCACUUGAACCCGGCUCCCACAUCGUGGCUCUGUGGAUGUUCCUGGUGACUGCUCACAACGCUGAGAACAGGACAGCGGAUCAAUAGGAGUUUUGCUUCCUCUUCUCUGAUCCUUCUCUCUCUCCCUCCCUCUUAAUCUUUGACAGUAGAACCGAAACUAUCAAAAAAAAAAAAAAAAUCCUGACUCGGGAUUUGGAACCACAGCUUGCGCUCUCUUUCUCCUUCCCCACCCCCCUCCCAAGCCUUGCUUGUGCACAUACCAAAUAUGUGUCACCUAGCUCGGUCAGUGGCCUUCUCUGGCCAGGGGAACUUUCUCCUCAUAGGGCUUUUAGUCAUCAUGAGCUCAUCCUUGUCUGGAGGCCAGCCCCCGCCCUUCAAAAGAUUCAUCCCAGCUGAUUGUUCGCUCACACAUCUGGCUAUUCAUAACAAAACUGGAGAAGUCUAUGUGGGAGCUGUUAACCGGAUUUUCAAGCUUUCCAGCAACCUGACCAAUCUGCGCAGCCACAUGACUGGCCCAGUGGUGGACAAUGAGAAGUGCUACCCACCUCCCAGUGUCCAGUCUUGCAAUCAUGAGCUGGCCCAAACCCCGAAUGUGAACAAGCUUCUUCUUAUAGACUAUGCACAAAACCGACUUAUCGCCUGUGGCAGCACCUCACAGGGUAUCUGUCAGUUCCUGCGUCUGGAUGACCUCUUUAAGCUUGGUGAGCCCCACCACCGCAAGGAGCAUUACCUCUCCAGUGUGGCAGAGUCGGGUACCAUGUCAGGAGUCAUCAUAAGCUCCCCUCAAAGUCCUACCAGCAAGCUUUUUAUCGGAACUCCCAUCGACGGCAAGUCUGAGUACUUCCCCACCUUGUCCAGCCGCAAACUGAUGGAGAAUGAAGAAAAUGCUGACAUGUUCAGUUUCGUCUAUCAGGAUGAGUUUGUCUCUUCUCAGCUGAAGAUCCCCUCGGACACUUUAUCCAAGUUCCCUGCUUUUGACAUCUAUUAUGUUUACAGCUUCAGCAGUGAGCAGUUUGUCUAUUAUCUAACAAUGCAGUUGGAUACUCAACUGACUUCACCCGAUGCCAGCGGGGAGCAGUUUUUCACCUCCAAAAUUGUGCGUCUCUGCAUGGAUGAUCCAAAGUUUUACUCUUACGUUGAGUUCCCCAUUGGCUGCACUAAAGAUGGGGUGGAGUACCGCCUGGUGCAGGACGCCUUCUUGGCUCGACCAGGCCGGCAGCUGGCCAACUCUCUUGGGAUUUCCGAAAAUGAAGACAUCCUUUUCACAGUAUUCUCUCAGGGCCAGAAGAAUCGCGCCAAACCACCCAAAGAGUCAGCAUUGUGCCUGUUCACCCUUAGGAAGAUAAAGGAAAAGAUCAAAGAGAGGAUCCAGUCCUGCUACAGGGGAGAUGGAAAACUCUCCCUACCCUGGCUGCUUAACAAGGAGCUCGCCUGUAUCAACUCGCCACUUCAGAUCGACGAUAACUUCUGUGGUCAGGACUUCAACCAGCCUCUGGGGGGAACCAGCACCAUCGAGGGGAUUCCUCUCUUCAUCGAUAAGGAUGAUGGCAUGACUUCAGUGGCAGCGUAUGACUACCGCGGCAACACUGUGGCGUUUGUUGGCACACGCAAUGGCAAACUGAAGAAGAUCUUGGUUAACUCCAUAAACGCCAGCCGUCCAGCAGUGCUAUACGAGAAGGUGACCGUAAGUGAAGGAGGAAGUCCCUUACUGAGAGACAUGCUGUUCAGCCCAGACCAGCAGUACAUCUACACUUUGACUGACAGACAGGUGGUGAGAGUUCCAGUAGAGAGCUGUGAGCAGUACACCACUUGCGGGGAGUGUUUGGGCUCCAGAGACCCUCACUGUGGAUGGUGUGUUCUUCACAAUGUAUGUUCACGUAAGGACCACUGUGAGCGGGCAGGAGAGCCUCAGAGGUUUGCCUCUGACCAGAGACAAUGUGUGGAGCUAACUGUUCAGCCGAGAAAUAUUUCUGUCACGAUGUCUGAAGUCCAGCUGGUCCUCCAAGCUCGCAAUGUGCCCGAUCUGUCAGCGGGGGUCAACUGCUCCUUUGAGGACUAUGUGGAGACAGAGGGACAGAUCCAGGGUGGACACAUCUUCUGCCUGUCUCCUUCUGCCCGGGACAUCGCCCCAAUCACUCGAAACAAAGGUGACAAGCGGGUGGUGAAACUUUACCUGAAGUCCAAGGAGACGGGCAAGAAGUUUGCCAGUGUCGACUUUGUCUUCUACAACUGCAGCGUCCAUCAGUCCUGUCUUUCUUGUGUAAAUGGCUCCUUCCCAUGCCACUGGUGCAAGUACCGCCACAUGUGCACCCAGAAUGCCAACGACUGCUCUUUUCAGGAGGGCCGUGUCAACAACUCUGAGGAUUGCCCUCAGAUUCUGCCGUCAACCCAGAUAUACAUCCCUGUCGGGGUGACAAAGCCAAUCACCUUAGCUGCAAAGAACCUGCCACAGCCCCAGUCUGGACAGAGAAACUAUGAGUGCGUCUUCCACAUCCAGGGGGAGAUCUACAAUGUGCCUGCACUGCGAUUCAACAGCACCUCCAUCCAGUGCCAGAAAACUGCGUAUAAUUAUGAGGGCAAUGACAUCAGCGACCUGCCUGUCGACCUGUCUGUAGUUUGGAACGGAAACUUUGUCAUUGACAACCCCUAUAACAUUAAAGCUCACCUGUAUAAGUGCUAUGCACUGAGGGAUAGCUGUGGGAUGUGUUUGAAGGCAAACCCCAGGUUUGAGUGCGGCUGGUGCGUUGGGGAAAAGAAGUGCUCCCUGAGACAGGAGUGUACUCCCCCAGAGAGCACUUGGAUGCAUGCCACAACAGGAAACAGCCGCUGUGCUCACCCCAAGAUCACCAAGUUGUAUCCUGAGACUGGGCCCAGACAGGGAGGAACCAUGCUGACCAUCACUGGUGAGAACCUGGGUCUACAGUUCAAAGACAUCCAGCAUGGAGUCCGCAUCGGCAAAGUGACGUGCAACCCUCAGGAGGACGAAUACAUUAGCGCCGAGCAGAUUGUGUGUCGGCUAAAUGAUGCAACAGGUUACAGAGUGCAGGAGGCUCAGGUGGAAGUGUGUGUCAGAGACUGUAGUCACCCCGACUACAAAACAGUCUCAAGCAAGGCCUUCACUUUUGUGUCCCCAUAUUUUACACGAGUCCAUCCUUCCAACGGGCCGCUAUCUGGAGGAACCAGGAUCACUAUUGAUGGCAGUCAUCUCAACGCGGGCAGCGCUGUGUCUGUGAAGAUUGGACUUCACCCCUGCCGUUUCGAGAGGCGGAGCGCCAAGGAGAUAGUAUGUGUAACCCCAGCAGGCCAGGCCACAGGCCAGACACCUGUCAUGGUGGACAUAAAUGCUGCUGAGCUGAGAAACCCGGAGGUCAAGUUCAGCUACACAGAAGAUCCUACUAUCCUGAAGAUCGAGCCUGACUGGAGUAUCGCCAGUGGAGGAACCAAGUUGACCAUUACUGGAACUAAUCUGGCCACCAUCAAGGAGCCGAAAAUGAGAGCCAAGUACGGAGCUGCCAAGUCGGAAAAUAAUUGUACGGUCCUCAACAACACCGUAAUGGUGUGUCUGGCGCCCUCUGUGGCUGGAUCUGACAAGGGCUUCUCGGAUGUGGGCAGCAGUCCUGAUGAGAUUGGCUUUGUCAUGGAUGACGUGCGCUCUUUGCUGGUGGUAAACGAGACUUUUAGCUACCACCCGGACCCUGUGUUUGAACCUCUGAGCCCCACCGGCAUGCUGGAGCUGAAGCCCAGCUCACCACUCAUACUCAAGGGUCGUAACCUAAUUCCUGCAGCCCCAGGAAAUGCUAAGCUGAACUACACAGUGCUGAUCGGGGAGACGCCCUGCAUUCUCACCCUGUCUGAGAGCCAGCUGCUCUGCGAAUGGCCUAAUCUGACCGGAGAACACAAAGUCACUGUGCGUGUUGGAGGCUUUGAAUACUCACCAGGGACACUGCAGAUCUACUCAGACAGCCUUCUCACCCUGCCUGCCAUCAUUGGUAUUGGAGGAGGAGGUGGACUGCUCCUGCUGGUUAUCAUUGUGGUUUUGAUUGCUUAUAAGAGGAAGUCGCGGGAUGCCGACCGCACUCUAAAGCGAUUACAGCUGCAGAUGGACAACCUAGAGUCUAGGGUGGCCCUUGAGUGCAAGGAAGCCUUUGCAGAAUUGCAGACGGACAUCCAUGAGCUCACUCAGGAGCUGGAUGGAGCAGGAAUCCCCUUCCUGGACUACCGUACCUAUGCCAUGAGGGUCCUCUUUCCUGGGAUUGAGGACCACCCUGUUCUCAAGGAGAUGGAGGUACGGGUACCCGCCAAUGUGGAGAAGGCCCUGACGUUGUUUGGCCAGCUACUCACCAAAAAGCACUUUCUGUUGACCUUCAUUCGCACAUUGGAAGCACAGAGGUCCUUCUCUAUGCGAGACAGGGGCAACGUGGCCUCCCUCAUCAUGACAGCACUGCAAGGAGAGAUGGAGUAUGCCACCGGUGUUCUCAAACAGCUCCUGUCUGACCUCAUUGACAAAAACCUGGAAAGCAAGAACCACCCAAAGCUCUUACUCAGGAGGACGGAGUCGGUUGCUGAGAAGAUGCUCACCAACUGGUUCACCUUCCUGCUUUACAAGUUCCUCAAGGAAUGUGCCGGGGAACCUCUCUUUAUGCUGUACUGUGCCAUGAAGCAGCAAAUGGAAAAGGGGCCCAUAGAUGCAAUCACAGGAGAAGCCCGCUACUCUUUGAGCGAGGAUAAACUCAUCAGACAGCAAAUUGACUACAAGACUUUGACGCUGCACUGUGUGAACCCGGAGAAUGAAAAUGCUCCAGAGGUGACAGUGAAGAGCCUGAACUGUGACACAGUGACACAGGUGAAGGAAAAGCUGCUGGAUGCUGUGUACAAAGGGACGCCUUAUUCCCAGAGACCGAAGGCCUCAGAUAUGGACCUUGAAUGGCGGCAGGGCAGGAUGGCUCGUAUCAUCCUUCAGGAUGAAGAUGUCACCACUAAGAUCGACAAUGACUGGAAGAGACUCAACACCCUAGCUCACUACCAGGUGACAGAUGGCUCAGUGAUUGCCCUGGUACCCAAACAGAACUCAGCCUACAACAUCUCCAACUCCUCCACAUUCACCAAAUCCCUCAGCAGAUACGGUACGAAAGAAGAGAGCAUGCUCAGGACAGCCAGUAGUCCAGACAGCUUGCGUUCCCGAACACCCAUGAUCACCCCUGACCUCGAGAGCGGCACCAAGCUAUGGCAUCUGGUGAAGAACCACGACCACUCAGAUCAGAGGGAGGGAGACAGAGGGAGCAAGAUGGUGUCUGAGAUCUACCUGACCAGACUGUUGGCCACAAAGGGUACGCUCCAGAAAUUCGUGGAUGACCUGUUUGAGACCAUCUUCAGCACAGCGCACCGAGGCAGCGCUCUGCCUCUCGCCAUCAAGUACAUGUUUGACUUCCUGGACGAGCAGGCAGACAAACACUCCAUAUCAGACCCUGAUGUACGGCACACUUGGAAGAGCAACUGUCUUCCACUGAGGUUCUGGGUGAACGUGAUCAAGAACCCACAGUUUGUAUUUGACAUCCACAAGAACAGUAUUACAGAUGCCUGCUUGUCUGUGGUGGCUCAGACCUUCAUGGAUUCAUGUUCAACCUCAGAGCAUAAACUAGGGAAGGACUCACCUUCAAACAAGCUGCUUUAUGCUAAAGACAUCCCCAACUAUAAAAACUGGGUAGAAAGGUACUACUCUGACAUUGCCAGGAUGCCGGCUAUCAGCGAUCAGGACAUGAGUGCCUACCUCGCAGAGCAGUCACGCCUGCAUGCUAACCAGUUCAACAGCAUGUCAGCCCUACAUGAGAUUUACUCCUACAUCAUCAAGUACAAGGACGAGAUCUUGUCAGCUUUGGAGCGAGACGAGCAGGCAAGGAGACAGAGACUGAGGAGCAAACUGGAGCAGGUCAUCGACACAAUGGCGCUGACCAGCUGAGGACCAUCGAGCACCUCCUGCUCCUCCUCACUCCUCCUCUCCAUCUGUCUCUCUCCCACGUUCCUCUCACCCAGACAACAAACAAAACUCCAACCCCCAAACAAAUACGACAGACGAAACUGCAAAAGGACCGAGGCAGUAUACUGCAAAAUGGGGGGAUUCGGCAGAGAUGGGCGGGGCCUGUGUACGCUUACAUGUGUAUGUGUGUGUGUUUGUCUGCAGCUCCAUACAGUGUGUCUGUGUGAGAGGCUAGGACACGGGACGUUUUUUCACACAUGCAUACAUGGAGAACAUGUCAACUCGACAGCAUUUGAUUAUUGUGGAUGUCGGUGUUUGUGGUUUGCUUGAUUUUGAUUUCAGGAGUUUUGUUGUGAUGACGCGAUGGUCAGGAAAGAAACAACGGAAGCCUGGAAAGAACUCCAUAUACGGCAUCAUUAGCGGAACGGACCAAUCUGUGAUGAGCCAAUGGAGAGAGGAUCUCUCUAGGUCAUGUGACUCCAGAUGUCACAGUUAGAAUUUUUUUUUCUUUUUUGUAGAAAUGUAAUCAACUGCCCACUCUCUGAUCUCUCGCCACUUGUAUUACUGCUGAAUUUGCACAAUUUACAGAAACGUUACAAAGCAAGACUAUAUAGAUAUUAUAUAUAAAUACAGCUACGUUUUUAAAGAAAGAUUAGGGAGUAAACUUUUUUUCUUUUCUUUUUUCUUUUCAAUCCAACAAAUACAAUAAAAAUAAGACAAAACACGAUUUGAUAUUACGAGUACAAAAAAAAGUGGACAAAAAAACAAAGAAAAAAGAAACAAAAAAGUCGUACUGUGCCAUGUUUUCUUUGAAUGUUGUUUAGUGCAAAGACAUUUUGUUAGAUGGAAUGUGCUACCAUAUGAUUUUAAAUAUGAACAUGCCUAGUGACUGAAAAGAAGUUUUUGAAUAACAACCCAUCAUAGGAUCCUUGUUGAAAGUGACAAAGAAGACACACAAAGUCGCCCGUCUCCACAUCUUCCAGGUAGAGUUCAUGGUGUCACGGUGAUAACAUGAAGUUGCUGUUGUUUCUUAUUCAAUCAGUGCAAUCUGUUGGUUUCACAAAGCCAAAUAUAUACCUACAGGAUGGUUGCUUUAUCAUGGCCACGUUGGUGUCUGUUUCUUUAAUUCAAAGGUCAAGAGGUGACAGUUUAGUGGCUCGUAGUUUAGUGACGGAACAAUGAAGUAGCUACAUUGCACUACCUUAAAUAUUCCUCUUUGCUCUGAUACUACCCUGUCUAACUUUCCAGAGGUCAUGCUUUUGUGUUAGCCAUCCCUGAAAGGGUCAUUUUCUGACAGUUCUGCAGGAGCAAAGUCUUUAUUAUUUACAGACUCUGUUCAUUCAGGAACCACAGUGAGGUCAAGUAGAACUUCACUGUGGAGAAACAAAGUCAGAAAAGCCGUUUCCAGCCUCAAGCCACUUUCCCCCCUUUUUUCAGUUCCCACAACAGAGGUGCAAAGAAAAGACUUAAUGUUAUUUCUCCACCUCGAGAACAUAUAUGUUUGAGACAUGGGUUUAAGCUUUCUGUCCACGAGGAGGGUAUAGAAGUGUACAGAGGUGAGACACUUUGGUUCAUUAGCUACACGAGGCUGAGUAAUCCUCAUCUUAGCCUGCAGCUCUUGUUUCAAAACUAGCCUACUGCCAUGUGUGGCUUAAGCUUUUUAUAUUACCGCUCUCAUAAGAGGAUUUCUUUGUUUCUGUUUUUUUUGAAGUCUUGAAGUCACGGUUUUUGACUUUAUGGUGAGAAAUAAGAGGGGUUUAUUUCUGCUUGCCGAAAACCAAACUGUGGUCUGUAUAUUGGGUUUUUUUUGUUGUUGUUGUUGUUGUUGCUUCAUUUGUAAAUUGUAUACUUUUUCAUGAUGAACAAAAGCUGUUUGCCAUUUUUUUGUAAUCAGGUUGUUUUUUUUGGUUUUGUUUUUACUUUCAUUUGUUAUGUGUAAAUUGUACAUUUUAUGGUACGCAGAAGACAAAAGUCUCUUCAGUUUGCCUGAAGUUGAAGUACUUGACCGAACUCAAGGUUUAUUUUCCUGAUCUCAAGGAUCAAAAUGAAAUUGUUGAAUCAGAUGAGCGUCUGUGUUGUCGUGAUGGAAAUGUGACUUGCUGCUUUAACUCUUGUACCUUGUUUUUCUAUCGAACAUUAGGGCUGUCAUUUUAUGCUGAUCAUAAAUGCUGUCCAAUCCUCUUUUGUUUACUGUACAUGUCUGAGAUGCAACAUGACUCCUACAGCUGUAUGCUUACGAGCCUGCUUCAUCCCAGUACUCGCUGGGACUUGAUAGCUCACUAUGUACCUGCCAGUCUUAAAGGGACCACUCUGGCCAUGCUUGGAUAGAAAAUUCUCCUUUUCAUGUCAUCAUGUUGGUUACACAUGUUACAUUAUUUCUAAUAGAAAUGAAAACCUUCACUAAAAUGUUCUUAGUCUAUUAUGAAAAACAAAAAAAAGUAAUCAUAUUUUGGGGUUUUUUUUGGUUUUUUUCCCCCUUCUGACUUUUUACUGCAUUCAUACAUUUUGGUGCUCUUUCUGUAUAGAUCACGUGGCAUGGAAAUGAAUGACUGCUGAGACUCAGUGGUGCUGUUAACAGCAGACCUCUGGAUGGUCUGUAUGAGUGCAGUAGGGACAAAUUCACUCACUCCCUCAUCACACGGACAAAAACCAACUGAGGCUGUGGUGUCCAGCUGGUGAUCUGUCAGGCUUUUCAAAGACACUUAGACAUUCUCAAUCCAUUCUCAGGUUCAUGCUCCAUUUGUGUCCUAUUCCACUCGUAGCUCUGUUGAUUAAACGACUGCUGGGGGAGUCGUGCUUGUUUAUCAUUUGCAUGGCUACUUGCCUUUUAAAUUGACCUUCUUCUCAAGUCCACAUGUAUUUUUUUUUCCAGCUGCCCUUCUCUACUAAUUCAUUUUUCACUGUUUACUACAACAGCUGACUUGUGUUUAUUGUUACUCGGUGGCCUAAGAGUGUAGGCUGUAGAUUGAAUUGCUGGGUUUGCUGCUGUUGUCACCCUUCAGAGUGAGUAGACUCAGCUCAGUCAUGUUUAAUUCUCAGCUUCAUCACAUUUUUGCCUUUUCAAACCAUUGCUGAAUCAAAUGAAGUCCUGGCAUCAUUCUGUGUUGUUUUUCCUGCUCGCUUCUGAUUCUUGGAAAUUCAUUAUUUCUUUUUUUUUUUUUCUCCUUCAAAAUGGAAGUUACAUAGAACCCACGGAAACGCAAAGCAAAGGAAUUUCAGAUAUAGUGGCUAAAGAAUUUUAAUACUACAAUAACUGAUACAUUUUUAGAGUUUCAGACUUGAAGCGACUGUCACAAGUUUGCAGGUUAACAUUCAUUGUGUAAAUAUUCUGUUAUUUCCUAUUUUGCAGAUUUACUACUUGUAAAUAAACACGCAUCAA
Molecule: messenger RNA, 9448 nt
Organism: Pelmatolapia mariae (spotted tilapia)
Lineage: Eukaryota; Metazoa; Chordata; Actinopteri; Cichliformes; Cichlidae
Product: plexin-A1-like
Exons: 32
Coding region: 361-6051 (1896 amino acids)
Biological process (GO): semaphorin-plexin signaling pathway involved in axon guidance; regulation of cell migration; regulation of GTPase activity
Cellular component (GO): semaphorin receptor complex; plasma membrane
Molecular function (GO): semaphorin receptor activity; protein binding
Source: RefSeq, a predicted model, not a curated record